Cydia fagiglandana is the source of this 6284-nucleotide messenger RNA. RefSeq names its product regulating synaptic membrane exocytosis protein 2 (gene Rim). Gene Ontology annotation, molecular function: transmembrane transporter binding; small GTPase binding. Gene Ontology annotation, cellular component: presynaptic membrane; cytoskeleton of presynaptic active zone. The record is from RefSeq and is a predicted model, not a curated record. The transcript has 22 exons. Gene Ontology annotation, biological process: positive regulation of synaptic transmission; calcium ion-regulated exocytosis of neurotransmitter; regulation of membrane potential. Bases 212 to 5992 code for a protein of 1926 amino acids. NCBI's taxonomy places the organism in Eukaryota, Metazoa, Arthropoda, Insecta, Lepidoptera, Tortricidae.
AGCGAGGGCGCGGGCAGGGCGGCCGGCGGAGCGCCGCGAUCAAUAAGUGCGCUGACGUCAGUCGGCGGGCGCGCGCCAUUGGCCCGUCCGGCAUUAUUAAAUAAACCUCCGAACGGAGUGGCGCUCGAACGUCGCGCCGCGGGCACAGCACCGCAUCGCGGCGGGCCCGCGCACCCGCGCAGCGCUCGCGGCCUGCCGCCGCCUGCACGCCAUGGCCGACAUGCCGGACCUGUCGCACCUCACGCCCGAGGAGCGCGCCAUCAUCGAGGGCGUCAUGCUGCGCCAGCGGCAGGAAGAACAACGAGAGCACGAGAUCAUGAGGCGUAAACAAGAUGAAGUGGCCGUGCUGGAGCAGACCAUACGCACGAGGAACGAAAUGCAACGCGCGGCGGGGGUUGAGCUGGCCGCUACAUGCCACAUCUGCCUCAAGACCAAGUUCGCGGACGGAGUGGGCCACUCGUGCCAUUACUGCCGCGUCAGGUGUUGCGCCCGUUGUGGCGGAAAAGUUACCUUACGCUCUAACAAGGUAAUUUGGGUAUGUAUAUUAUGUCGCAAAAAACAAGAACUGCUAUCUAAAACCGGACAAUGGAUACACAAAAGCGCCGGACAAGAUGCCAUGUUGUGGCGCAUGGAAUCGGACCUACACGGCCUAGUGUCGCCCGCUGAUUCCACCAUUGACAAGAGACCAAAACUGGAAAGAGCCCACAGCGCCGCGGAGAAAGAGAACCUGCCGCUUCAGCGCUCGGGAAGUGCAUUGAGGCGCCAGUACAGUCAGCAGGAGCCGCGUUGCUACGGUGAGCUGGAGGGGCUGGCGCGCACGCACCCGCACCUGGUGCACCCGCGCCAGAAGGCGGCGUACGGCGUAGAGGAGCCGCCCUCGGCCUCGCAGCCCGCGCCGCACUCCCUCGCGCACCCGCUGCCGCCGCGCUCCUCCUCCUCCGACGACGAGGCCCCGGAGUGCAUCUCUGACGAGAACGACGAGUAUCGCGAUCGUGGACAACUAGAGGCGUGCGCGACGCUACGGCACCCACACCUGCGCAGCGCCAGCGUAGUAGCCAACAAUUAUUACAAUUUGACUAAUCAUGCUGCAAGCACAUACGAAGCGGAGGCGCGCGGUAUGUUCGAUUUGCGACCUGCGCCCGCCGGUGGACGCAGCUUCGACUCCGUCACGGACUGCCGCUGGCGCGCACGCGACGACGGCGAGGGCGCCUACCUGCGUCCGCUCGCGCUCGGCGAGGGCCCGCGCCCGGACCGAGCUGUUUAUAAGAGUGCCUAUCUAUGGGAAGACUCCUCUGACAACCGACGCUUUACCGAGAGGAGAAAAAAAACAGUCCGCUUCGACGGACACGAGGGCGCUGCGACAUUCCCGCGGGGCGGUCGCGACGCGUCUGGCGCACCCCACGACUGGGCCUCGCUGCGCUGGGAGUCUGAGCGCCAGACCAGCCAGGACUCCGCUACUAAAGACUCGGGCAUCGAUACCUCUAGCACCUUCACCUCCAGCGAAGACUCGAACAGGGGCGACUGCCCUAAGUUCCCGCUGAGCUGGCAGGUGUCGACCGACGGCUCGCGCAUGGUCGGACACAUGGUGUUACGCAAGAGUGUCGUGGAAGGCAGCGGACACUCCUCCGCCGCCAUCUUGGGCCUUAAGGUCGUAGGGGGCAAGCUGCUGUCCGAUGGCACACGCGGCGCCAUCGUCGAGAAAGUCAAGAAGGGCUCCAUCGCGGACUUGGAGGGCCAACUGAGGACAGGCGACGAGGUGCUGCAAUGGAACGGAGUGCCGCUGCAGAACCGCAGCGCGGAGGAAGUGGCGGCGGUGGUGGCGGACAGCAAGCACGACUCGCACGUGGAGCUGCUCGUGGCGCGCCCGCUGCCCGCCGCGCGCCCCCCCGCCCCGCAGUGGAGGACACACAAAGCGAGAUUGUUGUACCGUGCAGAAGUGUACACGGAGGUGAUGGGCGGGUGCGAGAACCCCAGCGUGCUGGUGACGUCGCCCGGCUCGCCCGACGUGCACGCGCGCCGCCGCCCGAGGCACCACCACAGCGCGCACGUCGCCGGACGGAUACAGUUGAAAGUAUACUUCGACAUCAGCGCCCUGCAGCUGGUGUUAACAGUAGUGUCGGCCAGCGGGCUCUGUCCCCGGCCGGACGGCACUACUCGCUGCCCGUACGCGAAGAUCUUCCUAUUGCCCGACAAGAGCGAGAAGAGCAAGCGACGGACUAAGACUCUCGCCAACACUCUGGAACCGAGGUGGAACCAGACCUUCGUGUACUGCGGCAUACGUAUCACCGAUAUAAAGAAACGGAUAUUGGAGGUAACAGUUUGGGAUCUGAACCGUUACGGCCCAAACGAUUUCCUGGGUGAAGCACUUCUGGACCUAGACGCGGUCGUGAUGAACAACGAGCCCUGCUGGUACCCUUUGAAGCCACAUGAAGAAAACUCCAGUUUUAGCCGGUACCGCGAAGAGGAAGCGGACGGCGAGCACCUGUCGCCGCCGUCAACGUCGACGUCGCGGCUGUCCGACUCCGACACGCCGAGCGAGUGCGACCUGCGCCGCCACCACUCGCUCUCCAGCCUCGCCUCCAGCUCCAGCCCUCCGCCGCCCCACGAGCGCAUGGAGACGGAUGGCGCGCGCUGCAGCCGUCGCGAUAUGUCGCCCGCCGGACGAGUGCGCGCCGCCGGCAUGACCAGGGACAGAAGCGGCGGCUACAGCACGGGGCGGUCGCAGUCGGCGGCGGCGGGCGCGCGGCCGGCGCGCGCGCGCAGCAAGUCUCCGCGGCGCUCGCUGUCCCCGCCGGCCGACCGCGACGGCGCGUGGCGCUACACAGGUGGCCCAGGUGUCCCAGUGUGCGAGGAGCGCGAGGCGACGCGGCUCCCGACGCACGCGUACGCGCCGCGGUUCCAGUCGCGCUCCGCCACCGCCACGCCCACCACCAGCCCCAAGAAACGACAGCUUCCUCAAAUACCCCACCAGAGUGCCCAACGAGCGGUCCGCGCGCAGGUGUCGGCGGACCUCGAGGAACGUAAGUGGAUCGCCCCGCACCACAUUGGCGCCACACUCACCUACCGAAGCACGCCACAAGGUUGGGAGCGGCACUACGCGGGAUUGUCGGACUCCGAGCUGGCGGCGCGCGGUGGCGGCUGGCCGCGACGCCGGCUGUCGCCCGACGCGGCCGCCGCCGACUCCGAUCUCGAGUCCGUUGCGUCCGUCACCUCCAGCGCCUUCAGCACGCAGUCUGAGCGGCCACGCCCCACGCGCAUGCUCAGGAAACGCAUCCUUCCUGUACAUAGUACAUCAUCCUCUUGUGAUAGUGCUACCCUCAUCCCUAGACUGUAUCGCCAAUGCGAAUUUCCUGAUCGAUUGUUGCCUUACGUGUUCAUGUCGAAUGGGUUGCGCCGCCGAGCUCGCUUGCGCCCCGAGCUCUGCCACAGCGGGCCGCCCACGGGCCACCGUGCGCGCCCUACCCGUCGCCUCAGACGGCAUCUGGCUCGCAGCGGCUCGGCUGGUUCAUCCUCCAAAGAAUAUUCACACCGUCAUUCAUACGAAAGGAGUCAAAGUUGCCCUGAGUAUUACAAUCACGCCCACGCUUACAACAUGAGCGAAGGAUAUAGCGAAUAUGCCUACCAAAUGGACUUCCGAACUUCUCGACAGAUACAUAAUAUAAAACACUUGCCAUUAUAUAAAGAACAACGAAGUUUGUCUACAAAUCAAAAUCAUCCUGAUCUUCCUAGCCACCCAUUUCUCCAAACUGUAGCUACUAGGAGAAAACCACAACCAAAAUUAGAAAACUCAUCUUGGGAUUAUCGACGUUCAGCAACUAUUGACAGUUAUAUGCUCAGAUCUAAAGAGCCCGUUAGAAGAAAACUGCCUAGUGUCGUAAGUUUCAUUAGAUCAGAAAGUACUGUAGCAACACAGGUGUCUGAAAAUGAUCUCAUCACCUUAAACAAAUGCAAUACACCUAAUUCAAGCAUAGAUUCACACCACCAUGAACGAAGGGCAUCCAAUUCUAUAUUGCAUAAACCAUCAAGUACCGACUUAACGCAAAGUUGUGAGAAUUAUUCUCGAUACCAUGGGUAUGACAGUGACGGCAGCACAGCGGAAACAACUAUUCACAUAAGCAUAGAUAAGCAAAAUAGUUUGGAAACCGCCGAUACUGCCCAAAUAAAAUCCGCGCGCGACUCCCCGGGUGAACUGUGUGAGUCAGAUAUCGCACCUAACGGUAAACAAGAGGUGUCUCAUAUAAACAAUGAAAACGAAAGCAAAUCUGUUGAUCAGAAACUUUCUUUCGAUUUGGCAAAUAGUGAACAAAAAGAUGAGGAUAGUUACGAAUCCUAUAAUCAUAAAAGAUCCCAAAGGCGUCAUUCCGAUUCGCUGGUUGUAACUAAAUGUCAUUUAGACUCUAUAAAAAAACAUGAUGUUACACCCACGGAAAAUGUAAAAAACAUAUUUAAGAAGAUGAGCAUAACGUGUAAAGACACCGAGCCACUUAAAGAGGUUGCCGCAAAAUAUUCCAGUAAACAUAAGGAGAAUGAAUCAAAUGGCAUGAACACAAAGAGGCAAGGCUCCGUUAGUAUUAACGACAAACCCACCUUCCAAGAAUUUCGCUCACCAAACUCCCUCUCUCCUCCACCAGACUUAGAGAUAUCGUUCAAAGAACCGUUAACGUCUAUAAUUAAAAAGGCUCGCAUCCGUUCGUAUUCUUUAGCAUCAACAAAUCAUCUAGACCAAGAAUUUAGUAUGAUGGCUAAUUCUAUGUGUAUUGCUCUCUCUCCUACAAACCUCGGCUCGCCCCGCCGCGCGCUCACUCCCGUCGACCCACAUCUACCAUCCGACGACACCCAUCAAACCACUGCCGACUCGCCGCUACGCCCGGAUGUCGAACCCGUGCUCAACGCACCAUCCGCGCAUCCUGAAUUUCAAACUAUACAAUCAUUGGCACCUGCAUCUCGACGCGCCGCUCAUCAACCCAAAAAAUCAUCUGUAAAAUCUGGAAAAAAUCAACGCGGUAAAUCUUCAUCGCGGCGGGGGUCCAAACGCAGUAAUGACUACGGAGGGCGCGAGAACGGGCGCAGCGGCACCCAGACGCAGCCGCUGGAAAGAAGAGAGUCGCGCAGAGGCCAAUUCACGCGAAGCCUCAGCAACGCAGACGUACCGCCGGAUGAAAAAGCAGAUUUCCACUAUAACGUAAAACUUUGCGAAGACGGCAGCCUGAGCGACACGGCGCUGGGCGGCGCCAGCGAAAUGGAGCCCAGUAGUGACGACGUGCUGCUGAAAGCGGAACCCCGAGACUACUUCGGCCCCGGCAUGGGCAAGAAGAGCAACUCUACAUCGCAGCUCUCCGCCACAGGACGAAAACGGAGGUUAGGGUUCGGUAAACGUGGGAAAAAUUCAUUCACGGUACAACGCAGUGAAGAAGUGGUGCCAGGAGAAAUGCGAGGAGGCGCUGUGGGUGUGUCGCGGGCCUCCUCCGCCUCCAGCGAGAACGACGAGGACAGAUGGUCACCCGGUAUGCGUGGGUCGGGCUCGUCGGACGGCGGUGGCCUAUCGGACUUCAUCGACGGCCUAGGUCCCGGACAACUAGUUGGACGCCAGUUGCUCGGAGCGCCUACGUUGGGCGAUGUCCAACUUUCCAUGUGCUACCAAAAAGGCUUCCUUGAGGUGGAGGUGAUUCGCGCUCGUGGUCUUCAGGCCCGGCAGGGCUGCCGCACUCUCCCAGCGCCUUACGUGAAGGUAUACCUCGUCAACGGCAAGCGUUGCGUUGCUAAGGCGAAGACCAGCACCGCCCGGAGGACCCUCGAUCCCCUCUAUCAGCAGACGCUCACAUUUCGGGAAAAUUUUAAAGGAUGUGUAUUGCAAGUGACCGUUUGGGGCGACUACGGCCGCAUCGAAGGCAAGAAGGUGUUCAUGGGCGUGGCGCAGAUUAUGUUAGACGACCUCAACCUUUCCAAUAUUGUUAUAGGAUGGUACAAGCUCUUCGGGACUGUAUCUUUGUAACGGAGGUUUACCGCCUCCUUUAAGACGUUUGAGCAACCUAUAUCAUCAGAAUAAAAAUUAAAUUGUCCAAAUAAUAAAUUUAGUGAUACUGCUUUAAUAUCAUGAUAAAACGCAAAAUAUCUUGAAUAUAGGAAAUUUUCUAUAAAACGAAAGUUUAAAUUAUUUAUAUUAUAAUUUUUCUUGUGAAAUGCCUACCGGAGUUUUGAAUAGAUAGCAUUUUAUAGCAAUGAAACAAAUGUAUAGUGUACUCAAUAAUAUGUAAUUAAGUAUUAAAAUAAAAGCCAAAUUGCAA